Messenger RNA from Tigriopus californicus, 1518 nucleotides. RefSeq names its product tRNA selenocysteine 1-associated protein 1-like. The record is from RefSeq and is a predicted model, not a curated record. Lineage: Eukaryota; Metazoa; Arthropoda; Copepoda; Harpacticoida; Harpacticidae. The transcript is spliced from 7 exons. Bases 70 to 1206 code for a protein of 378 amino acids. Gene Ontology annotation, molecular function: RNA binding.
AACUAAAAUUAACUUCAAUGCUCACAUUGCUUGAUGGGUUGCUUGCUUCUUUUCUAGUUGGAACCAUACAUGGAUGAAGACUUCAUUCGCGGAGCCUUUGCGGCCAUGGGCGAGACGAACGUUCUUACUAUCAAGAUUAUCAAGAACAAGUUCACGGGAGAACCCGCGUCGUAUGGGUUCGUGAAUUUUGAUUCGGAUCCCUCGGCCUUGAUGGCCAUGCACAAGCUCAAUGGAAAGAUCAUGCCCAACAGUCAACCGCCGAUCCGAUUCAAAUUGAAUCACAACUCCACCCGUUUGAUGCCCGGAGAAAAGGACCAUUCGAUUUGGGUGGGCGAUCUCAGUCCGGACGUGGACGAUUUACAACUCUACAAGUUCUUCUCCGCCCGAUUUCAAACCGUCAAAUCUGCCAAAGUGGUCUUGGAUGGAUCUGGCUUCAGUAAAGGCUAUGGUUUCAUACGAUUCGGCAAUGAGCAAGAGCAAAACACGGCUUUGAUGUCCAUGAUGGGAGUGUCCGGACUUGGAGCGAAGCCAAUCAAGGUCAGUUUAGCCGUGCCAAAAUGGAAGAUGGAUCAACAGAACGCCGAGAGAGGAGAAGGCGGUCCACCGGGCGGAGGUUACGGGGGGCGUUCUGGUGGAGGCGGAGGACAGUACAAUCAACAUCACCAUCAAAAUGCUCCUUCGAGCGGAGGCUCCAUCACGGAUCACUUACCCGCCUCGGCUUUGGCCAUGGUGGUGUCCAAUGCCUCUGGAAAUCCAAAUGCUGGAGCCGCCAUGGUGGCGGAAGCGCAAAGCAAAGAGUACGCCCAAAUGUGGCAGCAGUACUAUAAACAACAAUGGGAACAGUAUGCGGCGUGGAACGAGUAUUCGAGUCAGUAUGCGGCCAGCGGUUAUUAUGGGGAUUACUCAGCUAAUGGUCAAGAACAGAGUGGUGAAGGAAACAUGAACCAUGGAACCAUGCAGGCGUUCCAAAGCAGUUACUCCAUAUUUGAAGGAGACGAUGAGGAUCUCGUGGAGCACAGUGAGGUUUUUGACACGGAACUGAUUAAUUCCGACUUUUUGUCUCGGUCUGAAGAGCUGUGGAGUUCGGCGGAGAAUUCACGAUGGGUCCAUUGUGACGAUGAGAACGAGGAGUGUGAUCAAAUCUCGACCUCCACCAAGGAGCAAUCCGAAGAGAGCCAAGAACAAGCAUCUGCCAAAAGGACUUGAUUAUUUUUCGAUCGAGUCACCGAUGAACAUACGCCGUAGAUUUCAUCAAAAUGUUAAUUUGUCACAAUCAACAACCAACCCAACCAACCCUCCUCGCUCCUCGCUCCCACUGCUACUCCUCCCCUCAUGGUCUUGGUCUCGAUCUUUCUUUCCCGUGAGAAAAUAGCGUUUUCUUUGUGAUAAGGCCUCAAGCAAACACAAUUCCUCUCCCUCAAAACACCUUUUUAUGGACUCAUGGGCUCAAUAUUGGGCCAGCUUCAUUUUGGACACUCUCUCUCUUGAAAUAAAAUUGAGUCGGAUCGCACUAAAUAA